UCCCAUUUUCCCUAGAUCCUAGAUGAGUUGAAAAUGGAACGGAACUAUUUCAUCCUUCAGACACCAUUAUUUUCGCAUGUUAGCACCCAACCGACAGCGAUAAUAAAACUCGUUAAACCACCCCUCACCGCUCCAUUGAUGAUCAAGGUUAAACCAUAUGUCACAAGCGUGAAGCGCCCCUUCAUAUUUCUUCCAAAAUUUUCUUUCUUGAGCUCCUUCCCCUGAUUUCUUGAACUUACCCACAAAUCUAUCAACGCAAAGCCCGUAAAUGAUCUCUUUGGUUAUGUGAUGCAAUAGCACAGAAUUUUAAUUCAAUUGAACCCAUUUUCCGAUUUUGGUGUUAAUUUAUCCGAAAUCUUGGAUCAUUCGUCAUCUGUAUUCUCUACCAUGCCGUUGUCAUGGGAGAAGAUGAGGAGCACCAGAAUUUCCCGAUUGGUAAAUGAUCAUUUGCACAACUCCCAGAAAAGGCGUGGGGACUCUUCUCUUGUGGUGGAGACUGGGUUCCCGACUUCUCUCGUUGAUCUUUUCAUUAAGAAUCGCGAAAAACUGAAAACCCCAUCCAAGAAAAAGAGAGUUAAGAACUCGUCUCUACCCACUUCUAAUGAUUCUAAUGAUUCGGUGGUGAGUGGAUCCUUGCCCACUUCAUGCCCCUCUUUGCAUUGUACUUCUCCUUUGCCUUUACAUCUGCAGUCGAGGGAUCUAGACGAAAUUGCUAUUGUGGAUGGUGGUGAUGAGAGCGGAAGUGGCGUUAACAGGGGUGUGGAUACUGUUCGGGUUUGUCUGGUGGUUGUGAAGAUCUUUAUGGCCGUUGCUUUGGCGAUGGGUACGGAUAAAUUACCAACGGGGAUAACAAUUUCGGCAUUCUUCUUGUUUCUCCUCGAGUAUGUGGGGAAAUGUGGAUUGCUAAAGCCAUGUUUUGAAGCACAGGAACGGUUAAGAUUGAUGGUACAAAGGUUCUGGAGGAUUUUUGCAGAUAGGAAGAAUGCUAAUGUUUUGAGUUAUGAUGUGUUGCUAGACAAGUCUUUUAAGCCCAGUUGCUCGGGUUUGAAUAAGGAUUGUGGGUCGAAUAGUCCAAUUCGAGAACCUCAAAAUGUGAAACCUAAGCGUUUAUGGAUUGCUAUUGCAGAGGAAAUUCAGUGUGAGAAGGAGAUGACAGAGGAUUCUAGCAAUGAUGGGAGAUUGGGAUGUAUAGAAUUGGAAAUGAAGAAACUGAUCAUGGAAAAGGAAGAGUCUAUAAGUGAAAGGUUGGAAUUGAAGGAGAGGAAGUCACGCAGAGCUAAGAUGAAAUCGAAGAUCAAGAAAUUUGUUACAAAGAAACUACAGAGAAGAAAGGAACGUAGCUCUGAAAGUUAUGAAUUUAGUCCUAUAAGAGAAGAUAAAAUUGUCAUAUGUGAAGAACAAAACACAUAUGAAUGUGAGGACAAAAUGGAAUCUGAUGUUGCUUCCAAAUCGCCGUCCCUCUCAAGCGAAAGGGAUGGACGGAAAGAUUUUUUUGAUGAUAAAUUCGCUUCUGAAACUUUAGCUGGUGAAGAGGCGAAAACAGAAGCUGGACAUGAUUCGAGUUAUUUAGUACUGUGUCUGAUUGUUCUCAUCGGACUUAUUGGAGGUCGGAUAUUUGCGCUUAUGCUUGCCUUAUUGUGGUGCCUGCUAUUGAGAUCCGGCAAAAUGCUACAAAAGCUCAUAAAGCUACCUAUGAUCAGGUCUUUUUCUGAUCAACCUAGCUAGAUUUUUCUGGACAGUUUUUGUUUGUAGAAGAAUCCUUUCAACUUUUUGUUCAUUCUGUUGUUUACUUCUUGUGAAGUGCUAUUUAAACUUUAGAAUCACAGAAUCUUCAUUCAGUCUUUGGUUGGGCUCUCAACUUGAGGUGUUGUUACUAGACCUAUAAACUAAUAUAUAAAAUUCAUGAUUUAUGAUACAAGUCUAAUUUGAGAA
This is a messenger RNA of Olea europaea var. sylvestris, 1932 nucleotides long. RefSeq lists its product as uncharacterized. The coding region runs from base 388 to 1725 and encodes 445 amino acids. The transcript has a single exon. Lineage: Eukaryota; Viridiplantae; Streptophyta; Magnoliopsida; Lamiales; Oleaceae. The record is from RefSeq and is a predicted model, not a curated record.